Messenger RNA from Lycium barbarum (goji berry), 1477 nucleotides. Its product is annotated as S-type anion channel SLAH1-like. Gene Ontology annotation, cellular component: membrane. Gene Ontology annotation, biological process: transmembrane transport; intracellular monoatomic ion homeostasis. Gene Ontology annotation, molecular function: voltage-gated monoatomic anion channel activity. The record is from RefSeq and is a predicted model, not a curated record. Bases 179 to 1294 code for a protein of 371 amino acids. The transcript is spliced from 2 exons. NCBI's taxonomy places the organism in Eukaryota, Viridiplantae, Streptophyta, Magnoliopsida, Solanales, Solanaceae.
AAGCACAAUACAAUCCACGCACAAGUCCACAAUGGUUAGCCUAAGUCGGCCGACUUUUCUCCUACCUAUGCUUCAACGAAAGUACGUACGUAAGUAUUACUGCUUUUUCAUCCACCAAUUGUUUUUCCUAUUAAUACCCCAUUCUCACUUAUGAAACUUGACUCAUUACUAAUUUCCAAUGGAAAUGCAUAGCAAAGAUGCUUUGUACCCAACACAGAAAAAUGCUACUACUAUUAUGUCACAUAAGAAGAAUCAGUUUUUAUCAAUAUUAAGUAGAUUUCAUGCAGGUUAUUUUAGAAUAAGCCUUUCUUUAUGUGGCCAAGCAUUAUUAUGGAAAACAUUAAGUGAGCCAUCGGAUGAUAUUCAUAAAUUUAUAAAUAUUUUUCGGUUGCUUCCCUCUACAGCCUUCAUUCUUCUAUGGUCUUUAGCUUUAUUCUCAUUAGUAUCACUCUCUUUACUAUAUCUACUUCGUCUCCACUUUCACUUUGACAUGGUUAAAAGUGAAUUCUUACACAACGUUGGAGUAAAUUACCUUUUCACCCCGUGGAUUUCGUGGCUUGUUUUGCUUCAAGCCACCCCAUUUUUCAAACCCAAAGAGGUUUAUUUUCUUCUACUUUGGUUGAUCUUUAUUAUACCUAUACUGGCACUGGACAUCAAGUUAUAUGGACAAUGGAUCACAAAGGGGAAGCGCUUUUUAUCAGGAGUAGCUAAUCCUACGAGCCAACUAUCGGUUAUUGGGAAUUUGGUAGGAGCAAGGGCAGCUGCUCAAAUGGGAUGGAAUGAGUGUGCACUUUUUUUGUUUGCAAUUGGAAUGUCACACUAUUUAGUGCUUUUUGUGACACUUUAUCAGAGGUUGCCAGGAAGUAAUUCAAUUCCGGCAAUGCUAAGGCCAGUAUUCUUCUUGUUCUUAGCUACUCCGAGCAUGGCAAGCUUGGCAUGGGAUUCUAUUUAUGGAGAGUUCGAUAUUUCAUCCAAGAUGCUUUUCUUCCUCUCCCUCUUCCUUUUCCUUUCACUGAUAUCAAGACCAGUGUUAUUUAAGAGAUCAAUGAGGAAAUUCAAUGUAUCAUGCUGGGCAUAUUCAUUCCCUUUAACAGUGAUGGCAAUUGCAUCAACCAAAUAUGCUCAAGAAAUGAAGAACACUGCUUCCCAUAUAUUAAUGCUGCUUCUUUCUGGAUUAUCAGUGAUAGUAUCACUUGUGUUAAUGAUUUUCACCGCGUUUAAUUCCAAUGCACUUCUACCAGGUGAUGAUCCAAUGCUCUGCAGGCCUAACAAUCAACGGUCAUCAAUUGUAUAAUUAUUUGACGAAAAGAAAAAUCAAAUGUAUUACUGUAAUUAUUUUUUCAUUCGGUAGUUUUGGUUCGAAUUUUUAGAGCCAACUCGUAUGUAACAUUUGUAAAGGAAUACUAAUUAGGCAUUCAUUAAUAACGUGUAUUUCUGACCAAAGAUGGAAAUAUCUAUGUUAUGAAAAAAUAGUGAU